This is a messenger RNA of Adineta steineri, 1719 nucleotides long. The record is from the annotation of a GenBank genome assembly. Lineage: Eukaryota; Metazoa; Rotifera; Eurotatoria; Adinetida; Adinetidae.
AUGAGUUUAGAAUUAUUACCAAACGAAAUUUUACUUGAUAUAUUUGAAUAUUUCAAUGGUAUUGAUCUUCUUCGUACAUUUUAUGGUCUUAAUAAUCGCUUUAAUAUGGUUCUUCAUGGACGAUUUCCAUACUGUUCCAUCGAUUUUCAUUCAAUAUCAAAAUAUGAUUUUGAUACCAUAUGUCAAUCUCACUUUCCAACAAUGUCCAAAUAUAUUAGUACUCUUCAUCUUUUCGACAACGAAGAAACACCUAGACAAAUUAAACUAUUUCUUUCAUCAAUUUCAUCUUUCAAUCAAUUCAUUCAAUUAAAAUAUCUCUCAUUAUCGAAUAUUCGUUCAUAUCCAAUACUGAUAAGAAUUCUCGAAGAAUGUCAUCAUCUUCCAUAUCUUACUCAUUUGAAUUUCAAUAAUUGUUAUCUUCAAGAUAAUCAUGUUGAUUUUCAAAUAAUUAUGAAUCACAUUUGGAGUUUAUCUAAACUUAAAUUUUGUACACUUGGUAUUGCAACUCAAGGACAAUGUAUGUUGUGUACACCAACUAUCACUUCUACAUCUCUCACACAUUUAAUUAUCGAUAGAAUUCAAGUGGAAUUGAAUCAAAUUAAUCGAUUAUUUGAAUUUACACCUAAGCUUCAAUAUCUUUCGUUAUCUAUACGAUCAUUUACUGAUAAUAAUUAUCAACUUAUAUCACUUCCAAGUCUUACUGAUUUGAGUAUUCACUCUAUCAUCACAUGUAAUGCAUUAAAUACGACUAAUUUAUUACAAAAUACUCCUAAUCUUCAUCGACUGAGCAUCGAUCUAUCGUGUGAAAUUGUCGAUGGUACUCAUUUAGAGCAAAUUAUUCGAAAUAAUUUACCUAAACUUGAAAUUCUUCAAUUAAAAAUGAAAAUGAUAUUACAUUUAGGACAACAUAUACAAAACCGUAUUGACGUAUUACUAAAUUCAUUUCAAAGUUCUUUUUGGAUUGAUGAUCAUCAAUGGUUUAUCCGUUGUUUUACUUCGAACAGAACAAUUUAUCUUUAUAGUUUAUCAACUAAAUAUGAAGAAAAUCUUCCAGUCGCAUUUAGAUCAACAUAUCAACAUGAUGAUCAACAAGAUUUUUAUCAUGCAGUAACAAAACUUAUCUCUCCAACAUUUUUCGAUCAAUCCAUUUCAUCUUCCAUUCGUUUAAUUAAUUUAGAAGAACUCCAUCUUAAUCUUCCUAUUGCUGAACAAUUUUGGACUCUUGUACCAAAUUUAAAUCGAUUAAAAACAUUGAAAAUAUUAUUACAUACAAAUGCUUUUCGAUCACAAGUUCAAGCAUUACUUGAUCGAGCACCUCAUCUAUAUCGAUUAAAUAUUAAUCAACAUGAAUCAACGAAUUUCUCAACAUCACUUUUCAAAUAUAGAAAUGCAUCUAUUCGUGAACUUGAUUUACGUGAUAUAAAUUAUUAUUUUAAUGAAGAAGAUUGUUUCAACUUCAGUCAUUCACCAUUAGGAAUGCAAUGCGAAAAAUUAUCAAUCUUAGUUUCGAAUCGACAAUGUGUGGUCACUUUAAUCAAAUUCAUAACUAAACUUCGAAUGAUAAAUGUCCGGUGUAAAGAUGAAAUAUACAUCCAACCAUCAAUAUCAGAAGAAGACAAUGAAGAUGAGUGUAUACAAUGGUUGAAAGUUCAUCUACCAUCAAGAUGUGUGAUUGUUAGAGAUCCUAAAUUGACAUGUAAUAUUCUUAUAUGGAUUUAA